Styela clava is the source of this 3451-nucleotide messenger RNA. RefSeq lists its product as uncharacterized. The record is from RefSeq and is a predicted model, not a curated record. Lineage: Eukaryota; Metazoa; Chordata; Ascidiacea; Stolidobranchia; Styelidae.
UUUUUAUGAGUUUACUAGAAUUUACAGAAGUCAAAGGUCAUGCUUGUGCCGACGAUAAUAUAUGUUUGCAUUUUAACGUUUGUAUCCGCAGCUGAUAAAGAACAAAAAUCGGCUUAUUAUUCUGAAGAAUAUUACAAUUAUUAUGACGAAGAGUAUGAUGACAUGCAGCUUAACUCAACUGAAACAGUCAAAGAUUCACAAGUUGAAGGUGAUACCGGCACAGACACUACGGUGGAGCCGCCAACCAUACUGAUAGCAGAUGCGAAAGUUGAUGAUUCCACCGACACAGACAAUACGGUGGAGCCGCCAACAAUAUUGAUAGCAGAUGCCAAAGACACAGAAUUUCGUGGUCGAGUUUCAUGUUCGACUACGCAGAUGACCUUGGAAAUCGAUAAAACUUUACUUCCAGUAGGACUUGGAUUCAGAGAUUCACUUUCCGAAGAUUUGGUAACGAAGGAGAACUCCGAGCCAAUACCAUGCAUUCGUAUCACCCAUAACAAAACGCAUUACAUUUAUAAUGUUUCUCUCGACUGCCAACGUGCGGUUGGAAAACUUGACUUUGUGGCGUCUACAAUUUACACUCAUGAAUUUAUCCUUAAUGAUAUUAGACCGAAGAAAUCAAAAAGAGAAUCAAUUCAAGCUUACUCAGUGAUUAUAGACUGCGAGACUCCACUUGCAAAGUCAACUCCUCAGAAAUGGUUUCCUCAGUAUCGGAUCUUUGAACACAGACAAGGUAGUGAUUGUUCGGUGGAAACAUGCCCGCAUGAAGAUCUGUGUUUGCCCAGUAAAAAUAUAAAAGGAUAUUUCUGCAGUUGUCCUCAAUUGGAAAAGAGUUGCGUUUGCCCUGACGAUUUCUACGGAUGUUCGUUUGGCGAUGGAAUAUCAACUUCUGAAAGCGUGAUAUGCGUAAGAAAUGAACAACUCUGUGAUACAAGAUAUGAUUGCCCUCUGCAAGAUGAUGAGAACUGCGGAGAUGUAUGGAAAGAUUGGGGUCCUUGGUCACAAUGCAGCGCCUCUUGUGGCGAAGGAACUCAAAUGAGACAACGUUCGUGUGCCUACGUGUUCAAACAAGAUCCAUCAAGACACAGCAAAGAAUGCUCAAAUUCAACUUCAACAGAGCAAGACGUUCGCUCUUGUAAUAGCAAAAGCUGUUCUUCUGUUGAAUGUGGAAGCCAAGAAAUGACGAUUGAGAUUCCCCUAGAAUUUGGGAUGACCCAAGAAUCUGUGAAAGAGAGGAUGCAUCUGACUAAAGUAGAAGAUGAGGAAGGAUGUGAACCAGUAGUUAAUUCAACCCAUGUUAGGUUCACAAUCCCGUUGCACAAAUGCGGUACAACAAACUGGGUUGAUGGUGACAUAAUAUUUUAUUCCAAUGAAGUUGAAUACGGUUUACAAGACCAGGAAUCGUCAAUAAUUGUGCGGGAAUUAGGGCAUUCCUAUACGGCAAAAUGUCAAUAUAAACGUCGACAAACCGUUUCUAUGCAACGGCUUGGAGCGGAUACAAGUUUUCAUGAAGUUGCAUCUUUAAAAUUUGAGGAAAUCACCGCAGGACGAAAUGGAGAAGCAUUAAGACUGGACGUGAUUACACAUUACUCGUCUGGUGAUGGCGAAUUUGAAUACAGAAUGGAUAUAUUCGAAGAUUCAUCUUACACGACGUCAUACAAAAAUGAAGAUUAUCCGCUCGAGAAAAAGUUAGGAGAAAGGUUGUUCAUUGGUGUCAAUUUUAAAAGUCAGGAUGAAGAUUUACAUGUUUUUAUUGAAAGAUGUUGGGCAACGUCAUCAGAUGAAAACAAAGCUAGUUAUGACGAUGCAAUGUACUUGUUUAUUAAUGGAGGAUGUCCCACUGACAAUACUGUUCAAUUUCAUAACGACGAUGAUUCGCCAUUUUCUGACCGAUAUUCGAUCGAAACAUUCAAGUUCAACGAUGCACAAUUCUGGUACAUCUACUUCCGAUGUGACGUCAUACUAUGUGACGCAAGCGAAAAUGAUCCCGCGUGUCAGCGUAAUUGUGUUGGGGAAAGCGAAGGAAGAUCUACAUUUAAACGACGAAAACGAGCAGCGAAUUAUAAAGAACAUACUUAUAGGCAAGUCAUGCAAGGACCGAUAGUUGUGUUGAACGAAAAUGAUGUCAUCGACCCUCAACAACGAUGGAGGUCAAAGACGAGCGUUGGAUCAGUGGAACAUAAAAUUAUAACCAAAGAGGAAGGAACCCGAAUUCGGUUUAUUGAUCAACAACCACGUGACAAGAAAAACGUUUGGGAAUCACCGUAUAUCGCUGCUGGAAUAGUCGGAAGCAUUUGUCUUGCUAUAGGAAUCGUUUUGGGAGUAAUACUAAGAAAGAAGAGCACACCUACUACAAGCAAAGAAGUGCAUUUAUAAAACUUUCAAUGUGCGCCUCUUAGACCAACUGGGAAAUUACAGGCAAACGACUGAUAAGUUUUAAGCAUUUUCGACAGAGUCGCAAAUCGAUAUUCAAAUCCAAAGUUUCUACAUUUUUGGACUACACUAUGCCCUACUCUGGAUUACCCUAUGGACAUUUUGUGUAAAAAAUUGGAAUUAAUACAGUUCCCCAUUACACCGAGUACCGAGAUACCUGACGACCUGCUGUAAAAAAUAAAAUAACACGAAAAUGGUACAUGAAUAACUUGUUUAGUGGUAUGAGAGUCACAAAAUAUAGUACUGCCGUAGUAUGUGUACCAGGUUAGGGUUAGGCUUCAAUUUUAUUCCGAAUUUCCUUGUUUUUAGUUGUAAUACGAGUUCGGCGACUGUCUGUGUUGGCCAAGUGAACAUAACCCCUGCCCAUAGGUCUCCGUCUCUUUACACAACUUGAUGUAAAAUAGGCUAACAAAAUUAGUUGCAUCCAUGUUGGUACACAUAUUUCUGAAGCGCCCGAAAUAAUACAUAAACAUACAUAGCAUAAUCCAUAGUCACAUAUGCGCUUUGAAUAAUUGAGUAUUUUAUAAUUAAGAAUUAAGUAAUCAAGUAUUUUCUCGAGAGAUACUUGAAUAUGAGGGAGAUUCUAAGAAAAACCUAAAUCGUUCUACUGUUUUAUUUAAUCGGAACUUCAAAUUUAUCUCUUGUUCAAAAUUUGAUUAUGUUCCUUCGUUAUUGCAUGUUUCACAAAUUUGCAUUUUGCACUAUGAUAUUUUACUGCCUUACUUUUUAUAUAAACUUGUGUAAAUACGUUUUCAAUAUUUUAUUGCUUUAAUAGCAUCAUGAGAUGUAACUGAGAAUGGCGAAUAUUGUAAAAAAAACGGGGAAAACUAAUUUGAAGUGAAUGUGCUUAUUCGCGAUGUAAAAGCUAAAAGACUAAUUUUUUUUGUUAGAAAUGUGAAUAAAUAAACUUUUCACGAAAAAGUAUUGAGAACAUCAGACGGGACUAUUGUCUUGUCAGGUGUAAUGUAAUGAAAACGGGGUUCGUCCUCAUAAAAUUAAAAAAAAAAAGUUUUGUUGU